ACCAAGAAGCUCGAUCCAAGAACCCGAUUGGGGUCUCCGAACCAAACCCACUAGGGGUUUGGCUGGCAAUUAAUGGCUCAUGACGCCACCACCUCGCCAUCACCACUUUACAAACAAAAUUCAUGGUCACCUGACCUAGCUCGAGACGAGGAAUGGUCGAAACGAAAAGGGAAACAUGUGAACCGUAGACAUCGAAAGAGCAAGAGUGUCACUGAUGAAGAUAUUGAUGAGCUUAAAGGUUGUAUUGAGCUUGGUUUUGGAUUCGAUCAUUCUCCUGAAUUGGUUGACCGCCUUUCGACUACUUUACCUGCUUUGGGCUUAUAUUAUGCGGUCAACAAGCAAUAUCAUGAUACAAUAUCGAAAUGUUCAUCAUCACCUAAUUCCUCAUCUUCCAUCAUUUCAUACUCGUCUAGUACUCUCUCGGAAGAGCCUGAUUUCUCUUCUCCAUCAAACAGCCCUCACACCAUUAUCAAACAAGGGGAUAAUCCACAUAGGGUGAAGACAAGAUUGAGGCAAUGGGCUCAAGUUGUUGCUUGUUCGGUUCGGCUAUCAUCGUCAUCAUAAUAAUAAUCAUGAAAAACAAAAGAUAAACCAACCAUGGUUAGAUCAGCUAAACCAAAGUUGUAGUUUAAACAAAACGAGUUAAUUGGGACCAACCAAAAAUAUAUAUAGCUAGAUCUUUGUUUAAUUUCUAAGAUAUUUUCAUUGCAUUCAUGAUGAUGUCAACCCCUCAUGUUUCUUGCCUCUUUUUAUGAUGUGUAUGUUGUUUUAUAUGUACUGUAUUUCCUUUGGUUAUAGAGUUGUUUAAUGGUACAGUCUUGUUGACCAUGUCAA
This is a messenger RNA of Erigeron canadensis, 834 nucleotides long. RefSeq lists its product as uncharacterized. The coding region runs from base 73 to 564 and encodes 163 amino acids. The transcript has 2 exons. The record is from RefSeq and is a predicted model, not a curated record. Lineage: Eukaryota; Viridiplantae; Streptophyta; Magnoliopsida; Asterales; Asteraceae.